AUGGGAGAGAUAGAGCAUAAAAACGAUGAUGCGUACUUUGGAAAAGCAACCGAUAUAUUUUGGCUCCUUCAAAUUCGCCUCGUGGAGAUAACUCAAGAUUUCAUAGAAGAAGAAGAUGAUGAUGACCAGCCAUCUACAAAUCCCCUAUUGUUAUCCACCUCAAGGACUCUAAAUACCUCUGCAACUGGUUAUGAUAACCAAAUCCUCAAGUCUCCUCCUCUUGUUUCCCUAGAUUUCCCUGAUGUAUGGACUUCUAGUUCUACCAAUUAUAAUCCUCCAUCGACCCCCAAACUCGGUAGCGAUGAGAAGGAGAUUGCUAGAGUGAUCGAUGGAAAACAAAUUGCAGAGGAAAUUAUAUCAGCAGUGGGUGUUGAGGUAAGAAGAAUGAAGAACAGAAUCGAUGAGGUUCCUGGAUUGGGUGUGAUUUUGGUAGGGGAGAGGAGGGAUUCCCUAACAUAUGUUCGUAACAAGAUGAAAGCAUGUGAGGAGGCUGGAUUCAAGUUUGACUUGACUCAAUUUUCAGAUAAGUGUAAUGAAGAUGAAGUUAUUGAUGCUAUAAUGAGGUUUAACACAGAUCCAUCUUUUCAUGGUAUCCUCGUGCAGCUUCCUCUUCCUCAGCAUCUAAACGAAGAUAAGAUUUUGGGUGUGUUGAGACUGGAAAAGGAUGUGGAUGGUUUUCAUCCAAUGAACAUGGGACACCUGGCGAUGAGGGGAAGAGAACCGUUAUUCAUCCCAUGCACUCCGAAGGGUUGUGUUGAGUUAUUGAUCAGAUCAGGUGUGGAGAUAAUGGGAAAGAAUGCUGUUGUCAUUGGUAGAAGCAACAUUGUAGGUUUACCCCUGUCCUUGCUGUUACAGAGGCAUAAUGCAACUGUUAGUGUUGUUAAUGAAUCAACAUCAAACCCUGAAGAAAUAACACGAGAAGCUGACAUUGUGGUGAGUGCGGUUGGAAUACCUAAUUUGGUGCGUGGAGACUGGAUCAAACCUGGUGCUGUUGUUGUUGAUGUUGGAACUCAUCCUGUUGAGGAGGAGGGGGGUUGUGAGGAAGGAGGUUAUCGGUUGAUAGGGGAUGUGUGCUUUGAGGAAGCAUCAAGGGUAGCUUCGUCAAUUACUCCUGUGCCAGGUGGAGUGGGCCCCAUGACUGUUGCCAUGUUGCUUUGCAAUACCCUUGAGUCAGCUGCACGUAAAUACAACUUUGUUUGACGAGUUGGUGUUUGGGUUCACAUUUUAGGGGGAUAAGAUAAAAAAAGGUUUAUGUAUGUUGUUUAAUUAUUGCAAAAUGUAUAUUCCAUUAAUGGGUUUGGUUUAAAUUAGGGUAGAUUAGAAUUUGUUUUGGACUUUUUGAUGUCUAUUCAGUUCAAGACCUGUAAAGUUUUUAUAUAUGCUUAUUUAAAACACAUACAGGUCAAAAAGUCUUACAUUUUCCACCAAUCAAGG
This is a messenger RNA of Lactuca saligna, 1434 nucleotides long. NCBI's taxonomy places the organism in Eukaryota, Viridiplantae, Streptophyta, Magnoliopsida, Asterales, Asteraceae. The record is from the annotation of a GenBank genome assembly.